AUGACAGGCACCCACCAAAGCUGCUCUGUCACUCCCCUCUGCAACUGGACAGAGGAGAGAAAAUACAACAAAAAGUUCACGAGUCGAAACAGGGACAGGGAGAGAUCAUUCAGAGAUGACCCUCACGGGCAAUGUGAAAUAGGUGAAGAUGAGGCAUUUGCCAAGCAACAUUGUGCGCUUUGCCACGGAAUAGGGGAAGGUGAGGAAUUUGCACCUCAGUGUUGCGCGCUUUGCCACGGGCGGGCUCCGCACUCGACCACGCGGGGCGGGCUCGGUCCGUCCCCGCCCAUGGCCGUGAGUGGCCGCGGGACGGGCCAGGUCUGCCCGUGCCGUGUGUGCCCGCGGCGGGAGCGGUGCAGAGCCGGGCUGCGCUCCGCUCCGCUCGGCGGGAUGAGCAGGGCGCGGCGGAGCGGCUGCGGGCUGCUCCCGGUCCUGCUGCUGCUGCCGCUGCUCGGCGGGGCGGCGGGGCCGGGGUGCGGUGGCUCCCACCGCCUGCUGCGCUUCUCCGGGCAGGUGCCCGAGAACAGCCCGGCGGGGACGCGGGUGCGGGGUUUGCGGGUGCCGCUGCGGAGGCUGCUGGGCCCCGGGGAGCCGGCCGGGGAGUGGGUGCUGGAAGGCGACGGCGCCUCCCGCUUCUCCCUGCAGCGGCGGCCGGGCGGCGGCGGGGGACUGCUGCUUCUCCGCACCGCCGAGCGCCUGGACCGGGAGGCGCAGCCCGAGUACGGACUCCGGCUGCGGCGGCGGGCGGGACGGUCCGGCCGGGAGGCGCUGCUGCGAGUCCGGGUCCUGGACCGCAACGACCACCGGCCGCGGCUGCCGCCGGCGCGGCCGCUGGAGGUGGACGAGCUGGUCCCGCUGGGCACGGAGGUGGCCCGGCUCCGCGCCUCGGACAGCGACGAGGGCGCUAACGCGCGCCUCACCUACCGUCCCUGGCCGCCGGGCGCCGGCAGCCGCCUGCUCUUCGUGGUGCCCCGCAGCGGGCAGGUGCUGACCGUGGGCUCGCUGCUGGGGCUGCGCCGGCUCCGCCUCUGCGUGGCGGCUCUCGACCACGGGCGGCCGCGGCCGCUGCGCAGCCCCGCGCGGUGCCUGCGCCUGGCCGUGCGCGGGCGGGGGGCGGCGGGCGGCGCGGGGCGGCGGCGGGAGCCGCGCUCGCUGCAGCCGCCGGGGCCCGGGGCCCGGCGCUACACGGCCCGCCUGCCCCCCGGGGCGCGGGUGGGCGACACCGUCUUCACCGUCCCGAGGAGCCGAGACCGGUCGGCGGGCGGCUGGUUCGAGCUGGCCUCUCCCGGUGCCACCCCCGUGGGGGUCGACAGGACGUCGGGGCGGCUCUACCUGAGGAGGGAGCUGCGAGCGGGCGGCCGGGCGGAGGUGCUGGUCAAGGUGCACCGCGGCGGCGGAGGAGGUAGCGGUCCGGGAGGGGACGGGGAGGGUGGCCGGGACGGGGUCGGUUCUCCCCACGGCGCUGCCGAGAGUGGGUCGAGAUGGCCGCAGAAGGAACGGAUGGGCAUGAAGGGCUGCCCCGAAGGAGGGGGAUGCUGUCCAGGCACAGCCGUGCCGGGCAUUUGCCAUUCGAGGAGAUGA
Haemorhous mexicanus (house finch) is the source of this 1581-nucleotide messenger RNA. Its product is annotated as protocadherin-16-like. Gene Ontology annotation, cellular component: membrane. Gene Ontology annotation, biological process: homophilic cell-cell adhesion. Gene Ontology annotation, molecular function: calcium ion binding. Lineage: Eukaryota; Metazoa; Chordata; Aves; Passeriformes; Fringillidae. Bases 1 to 1581 code for a protein of 526 amino acids. The transcript has a single exon. The record is from RefSeq and is a predicted model, not a curated record.